Messenger RNA from Gastrolobium bilobum, 1805 nucleotides. RefSeq names its product phosphoglycerate kinase, chloroplastic. The transcript is spliced from 7 exons. NCBI's taxonomy places the organism in Eukaryota, Viridiplantae, Streptophyta, Magnoliopsida, Fabales, Fabaceae. Gene Ontology annotation, molecular function: ATP binding; phosphoglycerate kinase activity; ADP binding. Gene Ontology annotation, biological process: glycolytic process; gluconeogenesis. Gene Ontology annotation, cellular component: cytosol. Bases 67 to 1518 code for a protein of 483 amino acids. The record is from RefSeq and is a predicted model, not a curated record.
UUCCACUCUUUCUUUCGUUUAAGUCCCAAAAUUAAAAAACACACACUCUCUCUUUCUCUCUCUAGAAUGGCUUCAGCUGCAGCAGCACCCACAACUUUCUCUCUCCUCCCCUCCACCAACUCCUCCGCCGCGACAACCACCUCCUCCUCCAGAGUCCAGCUCUCCUCCACCCUCCGCCUGCGCCCACUCCGGCGGCUGGGGUUCGCCGCCGCCGACCCACUCCUGGCGGUGCACGUGGCAUCUCGGGUGCGAUCAGUGAGUGGAAAGGGAACAAGAGGAGUGGUAUCAAUGGCGAAGAAGAGCGUUGGGGAUUUGACUGCUUCUGACUUGAAAGGGAAAAGGGUGUUCGUGAGAGCUGACCUUAACGUUCCUCUCGAUGAUAACCAGAACAUCACCGAUGACACGAGGAUCCGUGCAGCCAUACCCACAAUCAAACACCUCAUCCAAAAUGGUGCCAAAGUCAUCCUUUCAACCCACUUGGGACGGCCAAAGGGUGUCACUCCCAAAUACAGCUUAGCACCUCUUGUUCCCCGGCUUUCCGAACUCAUUGGCAUCCAGGUUGUCAAGGCUGAUGACAGUAUUGGUCCAGAAGUAGAAAAGUUGGUGGCUUCCCUUCCAGAUGGAGGUGUUCUUCUUCUAGAAAAUGUGAGGUUUUACAAGGAGGAAGAGCAGAAUGAUCCUGAGCAUGCAAAAAAGCUUGCCUCUCUAGCAGAUCUGUAUGUGAAUGAUGCGUUUGGUACUGCUCAUAGGGCACAUGCAUCAACAGAAGGGGUCACUAAAUUCCUGAAGCCAUCUGUUGCUGGUUUCCUUUUGCAAAAGGAACUUGACUACCUUGUUGGGGCAGUAUCAAACCCAAAAAGGCCUUUUGCUGCCAUUGUGGGUGGUUCCAAGGUCUCAUCUAAAAUUGGAGUGAUUGAGUCACUUCUAGAAAAAGUUGACAUCCUUCUUCUUGGUGGAGGAAUGAUCUUCACAUUUUACAAGGCACAAGGUCUUUCAGUGGGUUCAUCCCUUGUAGAGGAAGAUAAGUUGGAUCUUGCUACAUCACUACUUGCAAAAGCCAAGGCAAAGGGGGUGUCUCUCUUGUUACCAAGUGACGUGGUGAUAGCAGACAAAUUUGCUCCUGAUGCAAACAGCAAGGUUGUGCCAUCAUCUGCUAUUCCUGAUGGCUGGAUGGGAUUGGAUGUUGGUCCAGAUUCUGUUAAAACAUUCAAUGAUGCUUUGGAUACUACCAAAACCAUCAUAUGGAAUGGACCAAUGGGAGUGUUUGAGUUUGAAAAGUUUGCUGUUGGGACAGAGGCUAUUGCGAAGAAGCUGGCUGUCCUCAGUGGAAAGGGGGUGACAACAAUCAUUGGAGGAGGAGAUUCUGUCGCUGCGGUGGAGAAAGUAGGAGUUGCAAGUGUCAUGAGCCACAUAUCUACUGGUGGUGGUGCCAGUUUGGAGUUAUUGGAAGGCAAAGAGCUUCCUGGCGUCCUUGCUCUUGAUGAAGCCACGCCAGUUGCUGUGCCGUCCAAGCUGUAGUUCAAUUUUCUUCUCUUCGCCUGCUGUGAGGACUUCCAUUUCUACGUCAGAAUUGCACGCCUACCAUCCUUUUUGAGUGUAGGGAAUUGGAAUUCUGAUUCCGGAUUCUAAAUCCUGCAAGCUGGGUUCUGUAUUAAAUUGGGUCAAAGCAAAAUUAAUGUUAUGAAUAAACAAUGCAAUGUCAAACAUGCAUGAUAUAUCAAUUAAUUUAUUAUGUUUUUCAUUUUUAAACAAAAAAUAAAAAACUUUAUAUAAUGUGUACUACUCUACUCCUAUUUCUUAAUCUA